AUGGAAUCCGAAGUCAUCAAGGUGCUUCUUGUCGGUGAUGAAAAAUGUGGCAAAACAACUUUCCUAUCGAGACUCAGCGCAGGAGAGAAUGUGAAUCCCAUUCCUCUCCUCCGUGAUAUCGACCAGCCCUUUAUCUUCGAGAUCAAGCUCUCGGGUGCCGAGUAUCGCCUGGAGUUUUACGACACAUCGAGCCCGGAGAACUGGAGGACGUUGGAUCCUGACAUUGUGACUAUAUGCUACGAUAUCAGCCAGCGGAUGAGCAUGAUUAAUAUGAAGAGAUAUUGGAUAGAUGAAGUCAAGAAGAGCCUCCAGAAGAUUGACUCGCUCCCCAUUGUUAUAUUAGGUCUGAAAAGGGACCUCAGAUCGGAAGAUGAUCCAAACGGCAUCAUAUAUCCGCAGGAAGGGUAUCAGGCUGCGCAGCAGCUCAGGGCUGACCGGUACAUUGAGUGCUCAGCGGUAACCGGAGGGCUGCUGAAGCUGGCGUUUGAAGAUCUUUGCAAGACUGCUAUAAAAUGCAAGUCGGCGGCGGGUGGUCAGAGCGAAGGCGGCUGCACCGUCAUGUAA
Clonostachys byssicola is the source of this 564-nucleotide messenger RNA. Lineage: Eukaryota; Fungi; Ascomycota; Sordariomycetes; Hypocreales; Bionectriaceae. The record is from the annotation of a GenBank genome assembly.